AUGGAGAAUCGUGACCGUGAUGGGGGCAGCGACCAGAAUCCCAACCGUUGGCGAAUUAAACCAAGAAUUUGGACAAAAAUUCUCAAAAAAUCAAAAUUAUCUCUCUCUCUCUCUCUCUCUCUUUUCUUUUCUAUUCAUGUGUCCAUGGCCACUGCCUCCACCUCAAUAACCGUGCCUCUCCUUCACCAUCUCAACCCGACGCGCUUCUCCAGUAGCACAUGCCACGCGCGCAAGCUCAAGCUCAAGCUCAAGCUCAAGCUCAGUCUCUCUCAAAAUUCCCCUCUCCACCAAUCAUGUACUUUCCCGCCAAUUUCUCUCCCCACAACAACAAAAUCCAGACGACUGAACGUCUCGAGUCCAGUAUCUCGCGCUUACAUCGCCGGGCCUCCGAUCGUGAGCGAGCCUGACCCGAAAGUCGACGAGCCGGAUCCGGAUAUCGAGAAAGCUGAGCCGCCGAACUUGAUCAGUCGGAGGCUACUAUGGGGUCUUCUGGUUCGGCACAAGCUCAGAAUCAGCGUCUCGGUGUUGGCUCUCAUUGGCUGCACCACGUGUACUCUCUCAAUGCCCAUAUUUUCUGGACGAUUCUUCGAAGUGCUUAUAGGCGCCAGACCCGAGCCGUUAUGGAAGCUGCUUAGCAAAGUUGGGCUUUUAUACUCAUUGGAGCCCAUUUUCACAGUUAUUUUUGUCGUAAAUAUGAAUACCAUAUGGGAGAAGGUUAUGUCAACACUUCGAGCUCAGAUUUUUAGAAGAGUUUUGAUUCAAAAGGCGGAGUUUUUUGAUCGAUACAAGGUUGGUGAGCUCAGUGGUUUGUUGACAUCUGAUUUGGGUUCUUUAAAAGAUGUUGUCAGCGAGAACAUUUCAAGGGAUCGCGGGUUCAGGGCACUUUCUGAGGUUGUUGGGACAAUAUGCAUACUGUUUGCUCUAUCUCCCCAACUAGCCCCAAUUCUGGGCCUGUUGAUGCUUUUUGUGUCCGUUUCAGUUGCUUUAUACAAGCGAUCAACUGUACCUGUGUUUAGAGCUCAUGGAUUGGCCCAAGCUUCAAUGUCUGACUGUGUGACAGAAACAUUUUCUGCAAUUCGAACUGUAAGAUCCUUUUGUGGGGAAAAGCGUCAAAUGUCAAUGUUUGGUAGCCAGGUUCUUGCAUAUCAGAAAAGUGGUAUAAAGAUUGGGACUUUCAAAUCCAUAAAUGAAUCUUUGACCAGGGUUGCUGUCUAUAUUUCUUUACUUGCCUUGUACUGCCUUGGAGGAAGCAAAGUGAAGGCGGGGGAAUUGUCUGUUGGAACUGUGGCUUCUUUCAUUGGAUACACUUUUACAUUAACCUUUGCUGUUCAAGGACUGGUUAACACAUUUGGAGACCUACGGGGAACUUUUGCUGCUGUUGAGAGGAUUAAUUCAUUUAUAUCUGGAGCAGAAAUCGAUGAAGCCCUUGCUUAUGGUUUAGAAAAAGAAAUCCAGAAAAAAGAAGUUGAUGAUGAAAAUAUCAAAUUGUUCAUCUCCAAUGGUGCUUUUGAGAAAAAUCAACAAUUAAAUUCACAUUACAUGUCAGCACUGAAAUCAGCUAGCAAUGUGGGAAGACUAGCUUGGUCAGGCGAUGUUUGUCUUGAAGAUGUACAUUUUUCUUAUCCUUUAAGGCCUGAUGUGGAAAUUCUUAAUGGUCUUAAUUUGACUCUAAAAUGCGGAACUGUAACUGCUCUGGUGGGCCCAAGUGGUGCAGGCAAAAGCACAAUAGUACAGCUAUUGGCACGCUUCUAUGAGCCAACGAGUGGUCGUAUAACAGUUGCUGGAGAGGAUGUCCGAACUUUUGACAAGAGUGAAUGGGCCCGUGUUGUCUCCAUUGUGAAUCAAGAACCUGUUCUAUUUUCGGUAUCUGUUGGAGAAAAUAUCGCAUAUGGGCUUCCAGACGAUAAUGUAUCCAAGGAUGACAUUAUUAAGGCUGCAAAAGCUGCAAAUGCUCAUGAAUUUAUAAUUUCUCUUCCGCAGGGCUAUGACACACUGGUUGGUGAGCGUGGAGGCUUGCUGAGUGGAGGACAGAGGCAGAGAAUUGCUAUUGCAAGAGCUCUCCUCAAGAAUGCUCCUAUCCUGAUUCUUGAUGAGGCAACAAGUGCUUUGGAUGCAGUUAGUGAGCGCCUGGUCCAGGAUGCUUUGAACCAUCUAAUGAAAGGAAGAACAACAUUAGUGAUUGCUCAUAGAUUAAGCACAGUUCAGAAUGCCCACCAAAUUGCCCUUUGUUCUGAUGGCAAGAUAGCAGAGCUGGGGACGCAUUUUGAAUUGUUAUCUAGGAAAGGGCAAUAUGCUUCAUUAGUUGGCACCCAAAGGCUGGCAUUUGAAUAAUAUUGAAUUCGAUACAUAUCAUGUCUAAAACAAAGAAGACAAAGGAAAAGAGGAAAAGAUGUUAUUUAAACUAGUGUAACCACCAAUAAUGCGAGUAGUAGCAUUGACUUUCAUGCCAAUUCUUUC
Messenger RNA from Theobroma cacao (cacao), 2457 nucleotides. It is a transcript of the gene ABCB28, whose product is annotated as non-intrinsic ABC protein 8. Lineage: Eukaryota; Viridiplantae; Streptophyta; Magnoliopsida; Malvales; Malvaceae. Gene Ontology annotation, biological process: oligopeptide export from mitochondrion. Gene Ontology annotation, molecular function: ATP hydrolysis activity; ABC-type oligopeptide transporter activity; ATP binding. The record is from RefSeq and is a predicted model, not a curated record. Gene Ontology annotation, cellular component: mitochondrial inner membrane.